Exophiala viscosa is the source of this 3064-nucleotide messenger RNA. RefSeq lists its product as uncharacterized. NCBI's taxonomy places the organism in Eukaryota, Fungi, Ascomycota, Eurotiomycetes, Chaetothyriales, Herpotrichiellaceae. The transcript has a single exon. The coding region runs from base 224 to 2932 and encodes 902 amino acids. Gene Ontology annotation, molecular function: protein binding. Gene Ontology annotation, cellular component: NuA4 histone acetyltransferase complex. The record is from RefSeq and is a predicted model, not a curated record.
CAAAAUUUCAAGCAACCCUUCAAUUUGGUGUCACCACUCUGUCCCAUCCAUCUCCAUUCCUUUACAACCAUUCAUCGAUCGGUUCCUUCUCGCGUUGUGGGCCUCCAUAACCGCGUCUUUGUAACUCUUUGGAUCGAUAGGACCGGCCUGCUUCGAAGGAAAGGUGUUGUCGCGCGACUGAGCACAGCGACAUUCACCUUUCCCCAAGUUUUGCGACGAUGGGAUGCCUUCACUAAAAGCCUACACACCCUACGAGACACUUGCUUUCUGCCAGUCCGUUGCACAUCAUGGCGCCGACUCUGCUGCCUUUGAGGAUAUCGCGCAGUCCUUGAAUGCCAACCAGCUCAUUCGCGACAACCAAACAUACGAUGAAAGUCGACUGACAGCCAGUGCGUUACAAGCACUAUACCAAGAGCUGCUGGUGCAAGAGAAGACCGAGAAGGGUCCAGUGGUAAACGGCGACGGUGGAGCGACCGUCAACCCGCGCAAACGAAAGGCGUCCCUUUCCCCUCCGCCGGUCAAGGACAAUGAUCUGUCUGGACAACAAUGGCUUCAAUCGCUAGUCGACAGACUGUAUGAAAGAUUUAGGGAGCAAACAAUCAAAGAGAUUCGAUUGGAAGAAGAGGCAUAUCACAAGGUCCAGGCUGAGAUUGUUGUGCUGGAGAAACAACCUGAGGACGAGCAACUGACGACUGAGGAACUGAAAUCGCGAGAUCUACCACAGAAAGGAGCGGAAAAUGUCGCGCCGAAAGCCCAAGAACCUCAAUCUAGCCCGGAUGCGGCUGCUGCACAGUUGCAAGCCAGCCUCGAUGCCAGCCGUGCAGAACAAGCUGCAGCGAAGGGAGCAGCGCCUGUUCUGGAACCAAGGACAUCUCCAUCAACUGCUCGAGCUGGGCAUCCACAGGCUUUGAGCGUCCAUUCUCCCGCACCCACUACACCAGGUGCCCAACCAAGGCCACCAACAGAGACACCCCAAGCGCGAGCAUCGAAAACACCAAAGCUUCCUCAGCAACCGUCGCCUGGCGCAUACCAGCGUCCUCUGCCGGGGCCGGGACCGUCUCCUCAACGACCGGACUAUGUCCAACAGCACUUUCAGCCUUCCCCCCAGGGACAUCCUAUGCCUAUACUGCCGCAUGCUCAAGGAAUGCCACCUAUGCCACCACCAAUGGAAUAUCCGGGUCCGAAACGUGGAACCUCUGCAUCUCGACAGGGAAAAGGUUCGCCAGUUCCCAUGCAGCCCCAACAGCCAUUUCCAGGUUAUCAAGGAUAUCCACAGCCACAUUGGCCUCCUCCUGUCGCUCCCCAAUACGGUCAUUCACAGCCGUAUCCGCCCAAUGGCCAAUUUUACCCAUAUCAUACGCCUCAACACCCGCCGUAUCAACAGUAUCCGCAAAGUGCUCCUAUUCACUACGCUAGUCAACCUUCUCCGGCACAUGGAUGGCAUCCACAAUAUGGUCAGCCGUAUUAUGGUCCACACGGUUCGGCCAACGUGACACCUGUUCCUCGAAACACCUCCAAACAGCCAGUGCCAAGAGCUAGGUCUUCGACACCGUGGAAGCGUCGUGCGGAACCACCAAAUAUUGUGCGCCAGCCCAGCCCAGGUCGGCCUGAGAGAGACGUCAGUCCGCUGACGGACUCGGAGUCGCCUUCUCGAUCUAAAAAAGUCAGAAAGUCGCCAGGCAAGAGGGGUCAAAAGGCUGAGGGAAGCUUUCUAUCCACCCAGGAAGCCGUCAGGGGCAGACAAGGUGCAAGCACGACUCCGGGCGUUGCUGAUUCGAGGUCUCAGUCCAUCGCAUCUUAUGCUUCUGAUACGCCCACGGAUAAGCGGAGACGAGGGAGGCCACCAUCGAAAAUCAAGGCUGAACCGCCUAGUACGCCCGCGCCUCUACUUUCUGAUACGGAACAACCCCAACAAUCAAGAGGACGUCCUGGCAGACCUCGAAAAGACGCAGCACCACCAUCAACGACUGAACAGGUGCAAAAUACAGCCACGAAACGGAAGCGCUCACAUGGUCGGGAUACUGCAAGCCCACCAUUACCCUCUGCAGAGCCUGUAGGAACGCUGCGGCGUCAAGUUGUUCACGAUCCAUCACUUGUCAGCGUCACCAAGAACUUCGCAAAGACCGCGCAGCUACUUCUGAACGAGAUUACAUCGCACAAAGUGGCAAGCAUAUUUGCCAAACCUUUGUCAGAACGCGAUGCCCCGGGCUACAAGAAGCUAGUGUUUCGCUCGCAAGAUUUGAAGAGUAUCAAGGCUGCGGUCUCCAAGGGUGGGAGGGCCGCUCUGGCCGCCAUUGAAAGCCUGGAAACGGAUGACCGUGACGGAGAGGAAACGCCUACCAAGAACGUUGCGGCUACCGCGACCGAAUCUGGAGAACGAUCUCUCGGCAAUGGCGUGUAUCUCGUGAACCAAACAGAAGAUCUGGUACCUCCAAAAGGCAUCGUCAAUUCCGCGCAGCUGGAAAUGGAGUUGGUGAGAAUGUUCGCCAAUGCAGUCAUGUUCAAUCCGCUUCCUACGUCGGAGAGGGGGUUUGGGCGGUCCCUUCGCUUGAGGAAACGUGGCGGCGAUGUGGAUUCCAACGCCGACGCCGACGACGCCUCGUCCAGCGAAGAAGGCAGCCCGGUCGAUGAAGGUGGUAUCAUUUCAGACGCGAGAGAAAUGUUCGACGACGUUAUGGCAGCGGUGCGCAAGUGGCGAGAAGUGGAAAUCGAGCGACUGGGCGGGGACGACGCGGCGGCGGCACCAGGCACGACUUCAAAAGCUACACAUCCAUCGACGGCACAGGGCAGUGCCAGUGCUAGUGUUAGGCACUCUAGUGUCAGCUCUGCGGUGAACGAGGACGAUGCUGCUGGCGAGACACCCGCGGCCUCGGUCUCGACGCCUGUUCCUGCGUCGGGAACGGCGAGGAAGAGAAGGCGGAUCGCUGAGUAAGAGUAUGUCCAGGCUGCAACGUCUGGCAGGGAGUUGGAAAUGUGGUUUUGCGGUGGUGUUUGGAUGAGCACGGGCACGUGUGGUUGAGCUUACGAACAGCUCAGCGUGUCUAUGUCUUUGCCUGCUUGUGCA